Molecule: messenger RNA, 5436 nt
Organism: Erinaceus europaeus (western European hedgehog)
Lineage: Eukaryota; Metazoa; Chordata; Mammalia; Eulipotyphla; Erinaceidae
Gene: ZBTB47
Product: zinc finger and BTB domain containing 47
Exons: 6
Coding region: 558-2816 (752 amino acids)
Biological process (GO): regulation of transcription by RNA polymerase II
Cellular component (GO): nucleus
Molecular function (GO): protein binding; RNA polymerase II cis-regulatory region sequence-specific DNA binding; DNA-binding transcription factor activity, RNA polymerase II-specific
Source: RefSeq, a predicted model, not a curated record
CUUGCUGCGGGGUGGGGCGAGGGGAGAGCCCAGACUCACCCUCGGGGCUGCGGGGCUGCGGGGCGCAGGUGGCAGCCUAUGCCGGCGGGUGGGGGCCGGGGCCCGCCUCUGGGCGCAGAUCAGACGCGGGCGAGCUCGCGGGCGGCCGGGCCGGCGGGAAGGGGCCGGGCGCCCAGGCCGGAGUCAGAAGGGCGGCCGGUGGGGGCGGGGGAGCGGCCGGAGGGGCCCGCGGCGUGUCCGCGCCCCCGGCCCCCCGGCCCCCGGCCCCCGACCCCGGCGCGCGGGGCGGCCUGGCCCUUUAAGCGUCCAGACGGCGGCCCCAGCUGACGUGCGGGCUCCAAUCGGCGCCCCGCGCCCCCCGCCCGCUCCCGCCCGCCCGCGGCUCGGGGCGCAGCUGCUGGGCGGCCGACUCCCGCGGCCCUGCUCCGCCCGGCCGGCCGCGCCCCCGGGGCCAUGGUGGCGGGGCCCUGCGCGGCGCUUCAUGGAGCGGCCCCGGCCCGGCCGCCGGGGGCAGCGCGAUCCCGCGGGGCCCUGUGAGCCCCCAGCGCCGCGGCACCAUGUUGCUGGUUGAGAAGACCACCGACACUCCGGCGGCCGAGUUCUCGCUGGUGGAGGACGUAGCACUGCACUUCGCCUGCUUGAUGGGCCGCCUGAAUGAGCAGCGCCUCUUCCAGCCUGACCUCUGCGACGUGGACCUGGUGCUGGUGCCCCAGCGCAGCGUCUUCCCAGCACACAAAGGGGUGCUGGCCGCCUACAGCCAGUUCUUCCACUCGCUCUUCACCCAGAACAAGCAGCUGCAGCGUGUGGAGCUCUCACUGGAGGCGCUGGCCCCCAGCGGCCUGCAGCAGAUCCUCAACUUCAUCUACACGUCCAAGCUGCUGGUCAACUCAGCCAACGUCCACGAGGUGCUGAGUGCUGCCUCGCUCCUGCAGAUGGCUGACAUCGCCGCAUCCUGCCAGGAGCUGCUGGACGCCCGCUCCCUGGGGCCACCGGGGCCCGGCACCGUGGCCCUGACCCAGCCGACCGCAGGCUGCACCCCACCCUACUACUGUGACAUCAAGCAGGAGGCUGACGCUCCGGGCCUGCCCAAGAUCUUCGCUCGAGAGGGCCCUGACCCCUACUCGGUGCGUGUAGAGGACGGUGGCACCGUGCCUGCUGCCGCUGGGCCAGCCCAGCCUUUCUUCAAAGAGGAGAAGGAGGGCGGCGUGGACGAGGCUGAGGCUGGUGGGGCCCCGGCCAGCUUGUGCAAGCUGGAGGGCGGGGAGGGGUUGGGGGAAGAGCUUGGGGGUUCUGGCACAUACAGCCGCCGGGAGCAGUCCCAGAUCAUCGUGGAGGUGAACCUCAACAACCAGACACUUCACGUGUCCACGGGCCCCGAGGGGAAGCCGGGGGCUGCUGCCAACCCAGCCACCGUGGUGCUGGGCAGGGAGGACGGGCUGCAGAGACACUCGGAGGAGGAGGAAGAGGAGGAGGAAGAGGAGGAAGAAGAGGAGGAGGGGGGUGGCAGUGGAGGGGAAGAGGAGGAAGAAGAGGAGGAGGGUGGUGGUAGUGGAGGGGAAGAGGAGGAGGAAGAGGAGGAGGAGGGGGGUGGCAGUGGGGAGGAAGAAGAGGAGGAAAGUCACAGUGAGCAGGGUCAAGAGAGCGAGGGGGAGGGGGAGGCGGGGGCCCAGCAGGGGCCAGCAGGACCCGGGGGGAGCCGGAGCGGCCUGUCGGACCCCCCUCCCCACAGUCGAAUGGCCACGAGGUCCGGGGAGAACGCCCAGCGCCCGGGUCCCCCAGAGCCGGAGGAGAGUGGGCGUCGGGGCGGGAAGCGGCCAAAGGCGGCUCCCGGGGUGGCCGCUGCACCUGCUCGGGGGCCGCAGGCCGCUGACGGACUAGGGCCCAAGGUGAAGCUGGAGGAGAAGCAGCACCACCCGUGCCAGAAGUGCCCUCGAGUGUUCAACAACCGCUGGUACCUGGAGAAACACAUGAACGUGACCCACAGCCGCAUGCAGAUCUGCGACCAGUGUGGCAAGCGCUUCCUGCUGGAAAGCGAGCUGCUGCUGCACCGGCAGACGGACUGCGAACGCAACAUCCAGUGUGUCACAUGUGGCAAAGCUUUUAAGAAGCUCUGGUCCCUCCACGAACACAACAAGAUCGUGCACGGCUAUGCAGAGAAGAAGUUCUCAUGUGAGAUCUGUGAAAAGAAGUUCUACACCAUGGCUCACGUGCGCAAGCAUAUGGUUGCCCAUACCAAGGACAUGCCCUUCACCUGUGAGACCUGUGGGAAGUCCUUCAAGCGCAGCAUGUCUCUCAAGGUGCACUCGCUGCAGCACUCUGGCGAGAAGCCCUUCAGAUGUGAGAACUGCAACGAGCGCUUCCAGUACAAGUACCAGCUGCGGUCACACAUGAGCAUCCACAUUGGCCACAAACAGUUCAUGUGCCAGUGGUGCGGCAAGGACUUCAACAUGAAGCAGUACUUCGACGAGCACAUGAAAACUCACACAGGGGAGAAGCCGUACAUCUGCGAGAUCUGCGGCAAGAGCUUCACCAGCCGGCCCAACAUGAAGCGGCACCGACGCACGCACACCGGCGAGAAGCCCUACCCCUGCGACGUGUGCGGCCAGCGCUUCCGCUUCUCCAACAUGCUCAAGGCGCACAAGGAGAAGUGCUUCCGCGUCAGCCUCCCGCUGGACGGCCCGGCCCCCGCCGCCCCUGCCGCCGCCCUGCCCCUGCUUCCCGGCCCGGCGCCCGCCCCCGCCCCCGCCCCGCCGCCGCACCUGCCGCCGCCGCCCCCGCUCUUCCCCGCGGGCGGGAGGCUGGGCGCAGACCACUAGCCUCGCCGGCGCCCCGGGGCGCCCCCUGCCGGAGGCUGCGAGGACCGCGGGCACCCGGGGGGCGCCGCCUCGCGCCCAAGUGCCCCUCUCACUCCGUGGAGUCUUUCCUUCUCUCUUUCUGUUUUUAUUUCUGAAGCGGAGGGAAAGAGCCCGGGCAGUGGCCCCUGCAGGCGAGGGUGUCACGGCGACAGAGGGAAGGGUCGGGCCGGGUCGCCCGGGCUGGGUCGGCGGGAGGCUGGGCACCGGGCGGAGGCGGGACCGGCACGCAGCUGGGUGCAGCGGCGGGUGCGGGCUGCAGGGCCUGGACCCCCGGGAUGGGCUGGACCCCGGGAUGGGCUGGACCCCCGGGAUGGGCUGGACCCCCGGGAUGGGUCGUCUCUGUUUUUGGGCACCUGCCGGCAGGCGCUCCUGCGCCCAGGAUGGCUCUGCACCGCGGGCCUCCGGGUGGGCAGCCGGGCUGGCUCCUGUUGCACCGGUCCUGGGGGGCCACAGGGAGGAGGCCCUGGACGGGGUGGGCCAAGGAACAGCACUCCGGGAGGCGGCUUUGGGCAAAGGGUCUAAGGCUCAAGGUGCUAUCGGUGGGGCAGGGGGUGAGGAUGCCUUGCCCACCCCUCACCAGCUGCCCUGGCUGUGUCUCCACACCCGAGGGAGGUGUGUGUGUGUCUGUCUGUCCUCACUCCCCGCGGACAGUGCCAGGCCUCUCUCCCUUUGACUCGGUUGUUGGGCCCGGCCUUGGGGUCCGUCGUGGGCCCCUGUGCUAGGUGAGGUGCUGGGGUACCUGGAGCACAGCCUGUUUGGGGCUUUGCAGCUGGCCAUGGGAGGGUCCCUGGGGACUCCAGCCUGUGCCCAAGGCUCGAGCCCAUAGGACCAAUACUAACAGAAUACCCCUUUUUUUGUUGUCAUUUAACAUCUUUAUGCCUGCCUUUAAAAUGGGCAGGGAGGAUCCAUAAGCUACAUGUUUCCUAGUUAAGCUCUUUCCCAUUGUGUUUAUAUGGUUUUGUUUGUUAUACUCUCUGCACCUUAAACCCCCCCCCACGACUACCCCUGCACCACCACCCUUCACAGCAUGGCUGGAGUGGGGAGAGGCCUGAGCCCAAGGAGGGGCAGUGUGGAGGGGGCACUGGACCCCAUCAAGGGCGCCAGAAGCCCCUCUCUGACUUCCCUGUGAGGCCUGUGGCACUGGGGCAGGGGACUGGGAACAUUUUAAUCAUCAAUAAACGAAGCACUUUAUUCUGUACAGACGUGGGCAGGCCCAAGGAGCCUGAGUGAUUUGAGGAUUCAUAAUCCACGCCACACAGCCUUGCCUGUUUUCUGGGCUCAGGGGACAGUGCCCUGGCCUGGUUCGGUCUGGGGCUGCAGAGAGUAGGUACAAGUACAGACUCUCAGGUGCCCCUGCAGUUCUGGGGUGAGGGGGAAGAAGGUGGGCUUCUCCAGAGAGAGGAAGACUCCCCGCUUCCACACUCCCUCACCCCACCGCUGGGGGCCAGACCCUUGGCAUUAGUUCAGCCAUCCCCCUCGCCCCAGACACCUGCUUUACUGUAGCUGUCUCCCUCUCCCUUCAUCUCUGGGCUUCCAUGAUGUCCUCAGGGUCCCCUUCCCCAGUCUCCCCUGCAUUGCUAUUUCUAACCUCUGGUUCUAGUGCCUGGCAGCUCCUCAAAGCUGGCUCACAGUUUUCGAAAAAAAAAAAAAUUAAAGUUGGUCUCCCUCCCCCCCCCCCCCAGCAGGCUAUAGAACAGGACUUCAGUGGGUUCCUCAACCCGUCACUCACCAGACCCUGCCGUGGAGGCUGGCAGCCUAGGCACCUACUAAACCCACUGCAGCCUUAGUGCGCCUGGGGGCUUUCCUUCCGGUGUGUUGGGCGAUCCUCGUUGAGCAGAGGCCAAAAGUGGGUGUAGGGGAGCUGACAGCAAAGCCCCACCCCAGGGUUUGGGUUCCUGUGUGCCUUCCCCACUAAGGGUAGGAGAGGGUCCCGGAGGCAGGCUGGACUCUGGUCAAAGUGGUUAUUGUAGCUGUAGGCUUGGGCAGCCCCCUCCCGGGCCAGUCCCAGUGGAAACAGAGCUCUGUGUCCUGGUGCUAAGAGCUCCUUUUGCUCUGGGCCAGUGUGGUGGGGGCUCCCUCCUGGCCAGGCCACGUGGGUCUGAAGCAAUAACGAACCUCUGCAGUGCCAGUAUGGAGAGGUUUUCCGUUUUCUUUUUUCUUUUUUUUUUUUUAAAGCAAAUUAACAAGCACCUGGGUAUUGGAGUUGGGGGAGCUGGGGCAUCCCACCCUCUUCACAGGGUUGGUAGGGAAGGGGCUCGGGAUCACCGUGUGGGAGAUUUCUCUGUCCAGCUGAACUCAGCACAACUGGUCCAGAAUUUGGGUUUGGCUUCUUAGCUGCUCCUGGGCAGUCUGGUCUUGAGACAGCCGGGGGGAGUGCACCUCAAGACCCAUGACCAUAGUCAGAGCCGCAGCCUCCAGCCCUGGCAUGUGCAGCUACUGUGGCCUUCACAGGGGGCUCAGAAGGCCUGUGCCCAGGCACGUGGACCCAUUGAUGUCUGGUCAUAUGUAGCCCCGAGUGCAUGGGGACAGCAGGAGGGAGGAGAUGAGAGUGAAGGAAUAAAGUCAGUACAACUGUCCCAUG